Molecule: messenger RNA, 1599 nt
Organism: Mollisia scopiformis
Lineage: Eukaryota; Fungi; Ascomycota; Leotiomycetes; Helotiales; Mollisiaceae
Product: ARM repeat-containing protein
Exons: 3
Coding region: 105-1475 (456 amino acids)
Biological process (GO): NLS-bearing protein import into nucleus
Cellular component (GO): cytoplasm; nucleus; nucleoplasm
Molecular function (GO): nuclear import signal receptor activity; protein binding
Source: RefSeq, a predicted model, not a curated record
UCUGAACCCCAGCAGACCAGCACCACUUUCCCAAAAGUUAUGGAGAUCAUACGAGCGAAUGCUAAUCUCCGUGUCAUGUCUAGUUGAACGAGGACCUCCCUCAAAUGGUACAAGGUGUAUUCUCUGAACAAAUCGACCUCCAAAUUCAAGCUACGACAAAGUUCCGAAAGCUCCUGUCGAAAGAGCGUAACCCGCCCAUUGAAGAGGUCAUCAAGACCGGUGUCGUCAGCCGAUUCGUUACAUUCCUUCGAUCUCCUCAUACCCUUGUCCAAUUCGAGGCUGCUUGGGCUCUUACCAACAUUGCUUCUGGUUCGGCGCAACAAACUCAGGUUGUUAUUGAGUUGCUUGCAAGCCAUGAGCCGGAUGUCAGAGAGCAGGCUGUUUGGGCCCUGGGAAACAUUGCAGGAGACAGCCCGUCGUGCCGAGACUAUGUUUUGAGCUGUGGUGCUCUCAAGCCAUUGUUGAACCUCUUGGGUGACAGCAGAAAGCUGAGCAUGCUGCGCAAUGCUACCUGGACUCUUAGUAACUUCUGCCGUGGCAAGACACCUCAACCAGACUGGAAUACCCAGAUCCUUCCCGCUCUCCCCGUUUUGGCUAAGCUUGUCUAUUCUUUGGAUGAUGAAGUUCUGAUCGAUGCCUGCUGGGCUAUUUCAUAUCUGUCCGACGGAGCCAAUGACAAAAUCCAAGCCGUUAUUGAAGCUGGUAUUCCUCGUCGCCUUGUCGAGUUGCUUAUGCACGCUUCUACGUCAGUUCAGACCCCGGCUCUGCGAUCCGUUGGUAACAUUGUCACUGGAGAUGAUGUUCAGACUCAGGUUAUCAUCAACUGUGGUGCACUUCCUGCUCUCCUGUCCCUCUUGAGCUCUGGAAAGGACGGCAUCCGUAAGGAGGCUUGUUGGACCAUCUCCAACAUCACUGCUGGCAACUCCACCCAAAUCCAAGCUGUGAUCGAUGCCAACAUUAUCCCUCCUCUGAUCCAUCUUCUUUCGAAUGGCGACUUGAAGACUCGCAAGGAGGCUUGCUGGGCUAUUUCUAACGCCACGUCUGGAGGCCUUCAAAAGCCAGAGCAAAUCCGAUAUCUCGUCAACCAAGGAUGUAUUAAGCCACUGUGUGACCUCCUUGCCUGCCCUGACAACAAGAUCAUUCAAGUCGCCUUGGAUGGUCUUGAGAAUAUUCUCAAGGUCGGUGAGAUGGACAAGGAUGCAGCUGGUGAGGGACAAGAGAACAUCAACCGAUAUGCUCUGUUCAUUGAGGAAUGCCACGGAAUGGAGAAGAUUCACGAUUGCCAGACCAAUGCCAAUGAGGAAAUUUACAUGAAGGCUUAUAACAUGAUUGAGAAGUACUUCUCGGACGAGGAAGAUAUUGACGAGCAGGGAACAUCGACACUCGAGAACCCUACUGGUAAUUUCGGCUUCCAAGCCCCUCAAUCUGGGUUCAACUUUGGUGGCACCACCAAUAACGACUCCAUGGAUAUGUGAGCUAUUGGCGGUUCCAUACCUCACGACCUGCCCUAGCGCGCCCUUCCCCUUUGAGUCUACGCAUCAUAAAGCAUUAUAAUACAAAUUGCCCCCGCUGGUACCGAUUUGGGAUCCAGCACUGCAC